AGGCUUGUGAUCGGUUACUACGACGACGUCAUAGGUCAGUCGAGUUGCUGGUUGCAGUCGAGGUUGUGCCGCCUUUCAACCGUCCAUCUUUACCAGUUCCGUCCUCAUGGCUAAACAAAGUUUUUAAGGUGACGACGAUAUCGUUAUUUACUUAAUUAAAUUGCCGUUACGGUAAUGUGAUGGUGAGGGGGAAAAUGAUAGAAUAUUUAACAGAUUCGGAGAUGAAUGUUUGUGCAUUGAUUGAGGUGAGGACGUGAAGACGAAAUGAUAAUGACUUAAGAGUUUGAACUUUUUCGAGGCGUGUUCGGUGCUUAACCUGAAAGCAGUCGAGAGAUGAAGGUAACGGUGACGUUCGGCAAUGUUCGAGUCAUUGUCCCUUGUGGGAAUGGCGACAUUAGUGUUAGAGAUCUAAUGGAUUUGGCCAUCACCAGGUAUAAGAAGGCGACUGGAAAGCCAUCUGAUAGCUGGGUUACUAUUCAUAAUCUAAAAAUAUCUAAAGAUGAAGGAAUAUUAUAUCCGGAUGAUCGCUUAACUGAUGUCGCAGAUGAUAGGGAACAGAUUAUUGCAAUCUUUGAGGAGCAGUGUUCUUAUUUAUCAGUUCACAAUGGUGGAGAUGGUACCAGUGCCAGUUCCAUAGGUACAAAUAGUCCAGAUAUAUUUCGAAAUGGUAAAGAAAAUCAUUCUUCUCAAUGCAGUUAUAAUGAUGUAGAAAUAACUGAUAGCUGUGUUCCUAAUGGUCUGGUUCCUCUACAUGUUCGUAGAGGAAGUGAACCCACUCUUACUUAUCCAGCUAAUAACUGCAGUGAUGUAAACAAAAGGUGGUCUACCGCUGUGAUUGUAAAUAAUGGUCAUUCAAAACAUUCCAGAAAUUCUCAGGAAGAUAGUUCCGAUGAUUCAGACAUUCCAGGUGAUAGAGAAGGGGGACUUGGUGAAGAAGUAGUGUCUCAUACAAGAUUUUCAAGAAGUCCUGGAAGAUUAUCUGUUGUACGAAAUGAUUUAGAACUCUAUGAAUGGCAGGAUAAAUAUGGAAAACAAGAAAGAAAAGAACCUUUAGGAGGCUCAGGAUCUUCAUCUGAUUGCCAUUCCCCAGAUCAUAUUGGUGAUGAUAGUGAUGAAGAAAAAGAAUUAGUUAUUAUCUUGAAAAAAGAUACUGGACCGUUAGGAA
Centruroides sculpturatus (bark scorpion) is the source of this 1165-nucleotide messenger RNA. Its product is annotated as partitioning defective 3 homolog. Gene Ontology annotation, cellular component: apical plasma membrane; cell cortex; apical junction complex. Gene Ontology annotation, biological process: cell adhesion; establishment or maintenance of epithelial cell apical/basal polarity; microtubule cytoskeleton organization. The annotation marks the transcript as partial. Lineage: Eukaryota; Metazoa; Arthropoda; Arachnida; Scorpiones; Buthidae. Gene Ontology annotation, molecular function: phosphatidylinositol binding. The record is from RefSeq and is a predicted model, not a curated record. The transcript is spliced from 7 exons.